This is a messenger RNA of Nothobranchius furzeri (turquoise killifish), 1660 nucleotides long. Its product is annotated as pleckstrin homology domain-containing family F member 2. Gene Ontology annotation, cellular component: early endosome. NCBI's taxonomy places the organism in Eukaryota, Metazoa, Chordata, Actinopteri, Cyprinodontiformes, Nothobranchiidae. The record is from RefSeq and is a predicted model, not a curated record. Gene Ontology annotation, molecular function: metal ion binding; phosphatidylinositol binding. Gene Ontology annotation, biological process: endosome organization; endosome to lysosome transport.
CAGCUAUAAAUGCUGCUGCACAUUGCUCUCUCUCUCUCAGCAGACUCGGCAGACGACACGUUACAGUCAUGGAUCUUCUAACCACGGAGAAGGAGAACCAAAGGCGGAUCCGAAAGUUGGAGCAAGCCUUUGGCCCAAAGGGGAUGGCGUUGUCCCUUAAUGGUCGGAUUCUGAUGGGAGAGGGCAAACUGAUGAAAAGGGGUCGUAAGAAGUGGCAGCAGAGAGCUUUCUUCCUCUUCAAUGACAUCAUCAUGUACUGUGGUGUCAUCAUGAACAAACGCUUGUACAAAAAACAGAAGGUCAUCGCUUUAGAGGACAUCAAAGUGAAGGACAUGGAGGACAGUGAGGACACCAAGCACCAGUGGAUGAUCUGCACACCUCGCAAGUCCUUUUUUGUGUCGGCUUCCUGCAACGAGGAGAAGCAAGCCUGGAUGGAAAACAUCAGGAAGUGCCAGUGCAGCCUGCUGCAGGGCUCCAACAUCAAACCAGGCUCCAGCUUUGCCAUUUCCUGGAUCCCUGACCAGGCCACCACCAUCUGCAUGCGCUGCUGGGUCAAAUUCACCGCUACCAACCGUCGACACCACUGCCGAAAGUGUGGCUUUGUGGUGUGCAACCAGUGCUCCAAGGAGAGAGAGUUGAUAGAAAACAUUCACCCCACCAAAGAGGUGCGGAUCUGCAAAGUCUGCAACGAGAAGGUUGAUGAUGCGGAGAAUAACCAGGAAAGCAAUCGCCACAGGGGAGACAGCUCUGGAAUGCACAGCUCUGAGGACGACGACGGUGAAGAAGAGCCGCUGCAGGUGUCCAGCAACUGGCCGGGCGCCAACAACUGCACGUGGAGCUAACUUGGUUAAACAGCAACUCCAGCCUCUAGUGCCAGGAGUACAACGUAUAAUAACACUUUUGUGUUACUGAGCAUUUGCUGCAGCAGAGAUUGACCAAUUCACCAGUCGGCCAUUGUUACAAACGGCCACCUGAGCAUACUGGUCUGGUCUUAGGUUUGCUUUGUAGCAUCUGGCAACAAAAAAACAUGUUUCAGCACAACUUUCUGAACCUCACCACUCCUCCUGCUAAAGCUCUGCCUCAAAUUUCCCAACUUGCAUGUUUUAUUAUCAUUUGUGAGCCUCAAACAGAAAUGGAAGGAAAUCAACGGUGGGCAUUGGGAAAACCCUGAUCCGUCUACUUUUCUAUUCCUUUGGUGUGUAAUUUAAAAAACAACAUCCUGGUUGCAGAAAUGGUCACCGUCUUUAAGCCUUUGAGAUUGGGGAGAGCUGACAGGGAUCGCUGCUCGGGGCUGAAUGUGGUAAACAGAGCAGGGCGGGGUGGUUUAAAACCUGCCAAGAGCAUUUUAACUAAAGACGGAGAUAAAACGGCUCUGCAGAGAAGAUCUGGAGUGGAACAAAUGUGAAAAACUGAUUGUGAAAGAACACAAGAACGUAUUUUUACUGUUUACGCUGUAAACUUUUGAAGAUUUUAUCUGAUUCAGCACUUUUUGUACAGUUCCUUGUAAACGUCUUCAUUAACAACGAACUGUAGAAACUUAUGUUAAAUGCACCUUUUAAAUUCCACUGUGAUUCCAGUAUAAUAUACAUUGUAUAUAUAUAUAUAUAUAUAUAUAUAUAAUUAUUUUACAUGUAAAUGACUGUAAUAAACCUCAUUUAGA